Messenger RNA from Penicillium longicatenatum, 699 nucleotides. RefSeq lists its product as uncharacterized. The transcript has a single exon. Lineage: Eukaryota; Fungi; Ascomycota; Eurotiomycetes; Eurotiales; Aspergillaceae. The record is from RefSeq and is a predicted model, not a curated record. Bases 1 to 699 code for a protein of 232 amino acids.
AUGGUCAUCGAAGACUCCAAGAGAACCCCAUGGCGUCCAAUGUGCGAGAACAUGGCUGACCUCAUUGAGAGAAAUCUGGAGACGGACGGGUUCCGUUACUGGGGUAUCACCAUGUACCGAACCACCUACAAGAGCGACGCGGACUGGACGAAAUUCCUUGAUCGGUUCAUGGGCAGUGUCCGCACAGAACUGGAAAGCGACGAUGGACUCGACAUGUUGGAUUCCUUUCGGCCUGUUGUGAUGGAAGACGCGCGCCGCUUUGACGGGGCCACGCCUGAUCAAAUACGGGACGCUUUCAAGGAGUGGGCGAGGGUGGCUUGCGAGACGGAGCAAGGGGUGCCAUAUAAACGUGCAGAGUGCGCGUACUCGGCCCGAUAUCGGCUGUGUAUCAUGGUUGACGAGGAGGCGUUACAGUCUGUGCUGGAUAUACCGACCGAGGACUUGGAAGCGUAUAAUACCACUGGAUUUGUCAUUCUGAUCAAUGGGAGGUGGCCCCCAGAGUGGGACCCCGAAGAGUUGGCUGCAGGAGGGGGGCCAGGCGAUGGACACGAGCCAGUGUACGGCUGUACGUUGGAUGAGGUUGGCUGGAUGAAGGUUCGAUAUGGUGAGGCGCAGACUGGAGCCUCCUCACGCAUGACUGAUGAUGGGGAUUGGAGCGUUGAGUAUCGACGGCCACCGGCCAUUGGUUUUCACUUUUGA